ACUAUGUUGCUUUCUUGUCGGGACUAUGCUAUCUCUGGGCUGUUUUCUUCAAGCCAUUCUAUGGGUUGAGGCUUCUCUGUUCAGACUUGUCUAACUAGUUUCAUUUCAACUAUUUGUAAUUUGUUUUAAUUUCUUUCGGCCGUAUACCUCUAAUACAUCUAGAGAUGGCAUGCAGUUGAUUAGAAAGUCAAGCUCAGGGGGUUCAGACCUUCACGAUCAUAUUCUUCCUCCUGCAGAUGAUGUAUCGAACAGUGGGAUUUGGCACCCGAGGCAGAGGUUUGGAACCAUGGAUGAUUGCCCUUCUCACUGUGUUAUUACUGACAGUGGUGUCAGUGACCAUUGGUGUUCUGGCUCACUUGUUAGUCUCUGGCCAGAAAAUAGAGUAUUAUCAUGGCACCUUUAAAAUUUCAGUUCUACGAGUCAACACUAAUUCUGGACAAAGCAGCACAUACCAACUUAAGGACUUACGGGAGAUGAGUGAGAAUUUGGUGGAUGAGAUAUUUAUAGAUUCAGCCUUGAACAAGCAUUAUAUCAAGAACCAAGUAGUCAGAAUGACUCCAGAGGAAGAUGGUGUGAAAGCAGAUAUCAUUAUGGUGUUCCAGUUCCCCUCUACUGAGCAAAGGGCCUUAAUAAAGAAGAAAGUCCUAAGCAUCUUAAAUCAGAAGAUAAGGAACACAAGAGCCUUACCCAUAAAUGCCUCUUCAGUUCAAGUUAAUGCAAUGAGCUCAUCAACAGGGAAGCUAACUGUCCAAGCAUGUUGUGGUAAACGAGUUGCUCCAUUAAUAGUCAACAGAAUAAUGUCUGGAGACAUUGCGGCCAAGGCUGCCUGGCCUUGGCAAGCUUCCCUUCAGCGUAAUAACAUACAUCAGUGUGGGGCCACCUUGAUCAGUAAUACGUGGCUCAUCACUGCAGCACACUGCUUUAUGAAUAAUGCAAAUCCACAUCAAUGGACUGUUAGCUUUGGGACAACAAUCAACCCUCCAUUAAUGAAAAGAAAUGUGAGAAGAAUUAUCGUCCAUGAAAGAUACCGCUCCCCGGCAAGAGAGUACGACAUUGCUGUCGUGCAGUUCUCUCCCAGGAUCACCUUUACUGACGACAUUCGCCGGGUUUGUCUGCCAGAAGCCUCUGCAGUCUUCCAACCAAAUUCCACUGCCUAUAUCACAGGAUUUGGAGCACUCUUCUAUGGUGGGGAAUCCCAAAAUAAUCUUCGAGAAGCCAAACUGAAAAUCAUAAGUGAUGAUGUGUGCAAGCAACCACAUGUAUAUGGCCAUGAUAUAAAAUCUGGAAUGUUUUGUGCUGGAUAUCUGGAAGGAAUAUAUGAUGCCUGCAGGGGUGAUUCUGGGGGACCUUUAGUUGUAAAGGAUCUUAAAGAUACCUGGUAUCUCAUUGGAAUUGUGAGCUGGGGAGAUAACUGUGGUCAAAAGAACAAACCUGGAGUCUACACAAAAGUGGUUUAUUACCGAAACUGGAUCACUUCAAAAACAGGCCUCUAAUUCACUAUAAAAGUUAAAUAUUGAGAGCUGUAAGCAGGCUAUAUGUGUAUGAGAAUUUAAAUAGUCAGUGAAUGUAGUACAAUGAGGUGAGGUUAAAUGACUAUUUAUUUUAGAAUCACUUCAAUUAAGCAAUAACCCAUAGCCAAUUUAUAAGGAAUUUAAAUCCUUAUAAACUUGUUAAGUAGUGGGUCAGUUUAGCCUGGAAGAGAGAAUACAGCAGAGACACUCAGUUCUCUACAUCAUUCAAGCUGGAGUAUAAAAGAGAUGUAAUGCGAAUUUUUGAAAAUAAUCCAUGAUUUUUAGAAUGUCUUUAUCAAGAAGGUCCCCUUAAGUGAGAAAGUUUUUAAUCUCUUAAAGAGUUCAGGAAAACCUUAUACAAUUUUUUAUCAUUUCUCCUGAGCUCACAAACACUUUUUUAAAAUUUUUCCUUAUUAUUCCAAGUUUUCCAAAGAGAUUUUUCACCAUAAUACAUUUUCUACUUAUAAACCCUUUGGAAGGAUCCUUGAGGAAAAAAAAAAGUUAUAUCUAGGAAACAAAGUAUGGUGAUAAAUCAAGCCAUAGAUCUUCUAACCUUUCUCUAUUGUGAAACCUCCCUAAUAUUUUGGUAAUUUUUUUUAACACGAACACAUAGAGAAAGAGAAAUACUGAUUUAUAUAACCAGAGAAAUCCUGAUUAAUAAAUGAGCAUACAUAAUAAUUAGCUAAUCAAAAAUGUAUCUUUGGUACAAAAACUGGGGGGGAAGUUGAUGGUAACUUCAUGAGUCAUUACAAAACAAUGGCGCAAAAAUUUGACAUUUCACCGAUGCAUUUACAUAUUUGAACCACCAGGGGAUGGCUCUGUACAUUACUGCAAGGUUAAAUGCCUUGAAAAAAAUUGAGAAUUUGCUAAUAUGUUGAAUAAUCAAUGAGCUUUGUCUUUCUACAUAGAAAGAAACAUUCAUACUUUUGAAUUGCUGCAGCCAAUUAUCUCUUAAGGCUUGCGGCAGUAGCCAAACUAUUCCAACAAUGAAACACUAGUUUUAAAAUUUUUUAAUGAACAUAAACGUUAAGGACCUACCACAUGAACACAUGAACAAAGUGAUCUGAAAAACCAAAUGUACCCCCAAAGUAAAGUGUCUCAUGAAGACAUUAGGAGAGUUAGGCUUGUGUAUUCCAUGAUACAAUUAAACGAAGGCUUUGUGGUUACUCUGUGACAAUGUCAGCUAAACAUCAGGUUUAUGGGCAGGGCGUCAUUUAUUCAUAUAGUCCAAAAAUAAGCCAAACCAUUGAAAAAUUGAAUUACUUUAUACUAAUGUCACCCCAUGGGUUAUUGAUAAGGCAUGAAAAUAAUCCUACAAUAAUCUAAAAGACACUAACAAUUUAUUCACACACACACACACACACACACAAAUCCAUAACCUAGACUCGCAGAAUUUGAAAGCUUAGGAAAGACUGCAAGUCAUGCAGGCCAACACCUAUGGUUCAGACAGCUGAAGCCAGGAAACGUAAAUGACUUGGUGAGCCUAUAAGUAGUUUGUAUCCCCAGUGGGCCUAGAGCCCAGGUACCAAUUUCACAUGCCCUUUCCCUUACAAAGUCCCUUUCUGAUCACCUAUAUUUAUUAAAUAAUCAGAUCUAUAAGAAUUUCAGUGACUUCUAUUGAAUCUAUUUUAAAUUAGAAAAUUCUUAAAAAUUUUAAAUGAUAUGAUUCACUUGGGCAGCUGGCUGCCAAUUCUCUGAACUCAUUUCAAGAUAAAGUUGCUUCUUCACAUAUAAAAAUAUAUAUAGCCUAACAAAUUAGUUGAUAUUGUGGUGGUAAGAUAUAAAUCUGACUUUUAAUGUUAAGAUUCAAGAAAUGACCCUAGAGUUAUAAACUUUGUUUGGUAAACUGUUCCAUGCACCAUUUCAUUCUGGUUCACAUAUAAGCAAGUACUGAUAUAUCAUUUUAAAUCUAAUAAUAAAGUUGAUGAUUAGAGCAUUCUACAAAUAAUAUCACUGAAUCUGUGUUAGGCCAAAUCUUAGCAUGAAUCUUACAACUGCUGUUAAGAAUUUCAUUUCUUUUAAAUAACUAGUUUGGGUCAUUUUGAUUAUUGUGAUAACCAAAAAUAUCUCCACACAUUGACAAAUGUGCCCUGUUGAGAACUAUUGUUCUGAAAGCAUUUGAUCAUUUUUAGAAAUGCAAGAGAUGGGGCACCUGGGUGGCUCAGUUGGUUGAAUGUCCGACUCUUGGUCU
Molecule: messenger RNA, 3702 nt
Organism: Ailuropoda melanoleuca (giant panda)
Lineage: Eukaryota; Metazoa; Chordata; Mammalia; Carnivora; Ursidae
Product: transmembrane protease serine 11A
Exons: 10
Coding region: 237-1493 (418 amino acids)
Biological process (GO): proteolysis
Cellular component (GO): extracellular region; plasma membrane
Molecular function (GO): serine-type endopeptidase activity
Source: RefSeq, a predicted model, not a curated record